CCCGGCGCUGUCACUGCUGUCACCCCGGGGUGCUGAGCGCUCGGGGGGGUGGGGGUGGCACAAAGCGCUGGAACCCCGCGGCCAUUGUGACACCGCGGCCACCAGGCCGCCGCCGCCGGCUCCCGCGGCCCCGCGGAGUCACUUGUCACCAGGGCGCCGCUGCCACCAACAGGGCCACCCCCCCGCAUGCCGGCGCCGCUGCUGCCGCCCCGCUCGCCGCGGGCAGCGGCCCCGGGAGCCCCCCCGCGCCCCGCCGCGACCACCGGCCGGGGGGCCGAGCCCGAGGCCGGGGCGCCGCCAGCAGAGCCCCCCAUGUCACACGACCUCUGGGUGGGCCCCUGGAGACCGCACCGGCCCCGGGGGCCCACCUCGGCCGGGUACCGCAGCCCCGGGCCCAAGUACCGGAUCCCCGGCAGCAUCGGUGAGUGCGGGGCGGCGGGGCCGGCCGGGGACGCGGGCCGGGGGCGCCGAGUCCCACCGAGCCCCUGCCCGCCCCCAGGCCAAGACCGGCGCGACCCCUCCGGCCGCCGCGCCCCCGCCUACAGCUUCGGGAUGAGGCUGGGGGGCCCCGAGGAGCCGCGCUCGCCCGGCCCGCAGUACCUGGUGCCCGCCGGCUUCACGGCCCGCGGCCCGGACCGCGGGCCCGCCUUCACCAUGGGCGGCCGGCCCCGCGAGCGCCGCGCCAGCAACACACCUGGGCCAGCGUAUUAUUCCCCCGAGCAGGCCACCAGGGUGACCCUGCCCUCGGCCCCCGCCUGCUCCGUGAGGUCCCGCGCCCGCCCGGACAGACUCCAGCAGACGCCAGGCCCUGCCACCUACCAGCUGCCCCCCGUGGCGGGGCCCCGCCUGGUGAACAAGGCAUCGACCCCGCAGUGCAUCAUGACAGGGCGAGGCCCCAGCAUCUUCGAGGACAAUAAACAGACCCCAGGACCCAACAACUACGGCACCGUGGACCCCAACUUGUACAUGGCGCGGGCGCCCCGCUGCACCAUAGUGGGGCGGACCCGCUCGCCCCCGACCUCCAACACGCCCAGCCCCAGCGACUACUACCCCAAACCGGACCAGAAACAAGGACAGACCUUCGGCGUGCGCCACUCGGAGAGCGUGGUGCCCAUGAUGGACUCGCGCCUGUAGGGGAGCGGGGACGUGGGUGACACCGCCAGCCUGUGGCAAACACGAACUGCAGCAGCACCCGCUCGCUCUCCUGGGUGACACUGUCAGCCUGUGUGAACACGAGCUCCAGCAGCACUCGCUCACUCUCCUGUCCCGCUGCGUCGCACGGGGGGCCGGGGGCU
Molecule: messenger RNA, 1295 nt
Organism: Passer domesticus (house sparrow)
Lineage: Eukaryota; Metazoa; Chordata; Aves; Passeriformes; Passeridae
Gene: CIMAP1B
Product: ciliary microtubule associated protein 1B
Exons: 5
Coding region: 187-1134 (315 amino acids)
Cellular component (GO): cytoskeleton
Source: RefSeq, a predicted model, not a curated record